Messenger RNA from Oncorhynchus kisutch (coho salmon), 2778 nucleotides. It is a transcript of the gene zmat2, whose product is annotated as zinc finger, matrin-type 2. The record is from RefSeq and is a predicted model, not a curated record. Gene Ontology annotation, molecular function: nucleic acid binding; zinc ion binding. The transcript has 7 exons. NCBI's taxonomy places the organism in Eukaryota, Metazoa, Chordata, Actinopteri, Salmoniformes, Salmonidae. Gene Ontology annotation, cellular component: spliceosomal complex; U4/U6 x U5 tri-snRNP complex. Gene Ontology annotation, biological process: mRNA splicing, via spliceosome. The coding region runs from base 1100 to 2143 and encodes 347 amino acids.
UUUAAAUUAACGCCAGGUGCCAUCAGGGCGGGGCUGCAGGGGUGUGGCACCUGCCCUAUCUUGGGUGCGUUUAGUUCGAUUGAACGUUUGAUAUGUUGCAUAACGGUUUGUUCUGAACGACAUGUUUCCCCAAAACACCAACACCCGUUUCAAGGUGCAUUUAUGGAGCCGAGGUCUGUAUGUUUUUGUCAUUCUAUCAUGUGUAGUUUAAAACUACUGAAUAUUGACUGAGUAACAUGUUGUUCCCUGCUCCCUGUGUUCUGCUAUUUUAGGGGUUUGCAAUAACUUUGGUGCGUCAUGAAAGCACCAUAUGUUAUAGAAAUCUGUCAGUCGAUGACAGAGUCGAAUGUUUUGACGCAUGCAACAUCUGAGCAGGGGAACAAGACCAUAAUUAUGGCUAAAACCCUUAUUUCUACAAUUUGUCCUUGUUCGAGAGGAACAAAUCUGUAAUGUAUCGUUGGUAAAUUGUGACUGACUGACUGAUUUACAAAUAAUAAUGAGUAGGGCUAGUUAUUUAGAAUGCAAGGUUCUUUAUAGAUCAGUCAGCAGACACCUGCAUUGAAGGCUGCCAUGCCAUACAAAUCCAAAUAUAGAGUUAUAUGGGAUUAGAUGCCCCCUGGGGUAAAAUGAGCCCCCACCCCCCUGUAAAAUUCUCACAAAAACCACAUGAUGUAAAAAUAUACAAAUAAUAAUAAUAAUAAUAAAUAUCAACAGUUCCUCAGCCUUCCUUGAUCAACCACAAGUGUAUUCAGUUCCAUAAUUCCAUCAAAACGAUUUUGAGGAAAGUUUAUAAUUUCAAUUGCAAUUUAGAAAAAGUAAUAGAUAUAAUCCAAGGAAGUUAGAUCCAUUAUUAUUUUUUAAAUGUACAUGUAAGGAAUCCUUAAGAUAAAUCUCCCACUUGUUUAGAGAGAAAAAUGUUGAUUGUUUUUUUGUGAAGUAGUAAUAUGUUAGGUUAGUAUGAGGAGAUGCCCCUCCUCCAGUGGGGCAUCUCACCCAUUUAUGGUGAGGGUUAGUGGUCACCCAUUUAUUUAGGGUUAGGGGUCAGAGUUAGAAUAGGGGCCAGGUUAGACAAACAUGCAUAGACUGGUUUUACAGUUUUAUGAAGCGGCACACAGGAUUAUCCAUCCGUAUCCCACAAGCAACCUCUGCCACAACAUCAACAUCCGCCGCAACCUCCACCCCACAGCCUACUCAACACUCACAGGUCUCCAGUGAACUUGCUCUUAAUGUUGUACCAGUUCUACAACAACAAACAGCGGCAGAUGUCAUAUUGGAGUUGUCCCCCAGGCCAAGGAUACAGGAGGCGAGUCCUAGGAAAAUAAAGGCUGAGUCAGCUAGUCCUGACAGCCUCACCCCACAAGAGGUUCCUGGAGGACAAGGCAAAACAACUUUGAGAGAACUAAGAAAGCAAAAGGAAAAGGAAACAAAAGAAAGCUGUGGUGCCACUGAAAAAGGUUCUUCCAGGUUCCAAAACCACAACAAACACCCUAAACGAGCUCUUCUCUGUUACCGGUGGGGACUGGAUACGGUGCCAGCAGUGUCAAAGUCCAGUGGUGGAGGUAAUAGCAGCAAGAAUGAUUUUCGACGAAAGUGGGACAAAGAUGAGUAUGAACAACUGGCUCAAAAACGUCUCGACGAGGAGAGAGACAAAAAAGAUGGCAAGCCAGCGCCCCCAGUUAAGCGGGAACUCCUGCGACACAGGGACUACAAGGUGGACCUCGAGUCCAAGUUGGGUAAAACCAUUGUUAUCACCAAGACCACACCACAGGCUGAGAUGGGCGGGUACUACUGCAAUGUGUGUGAUUGUGUUGUGAAGGAUUCCAUCAACUUCUUGGACCACAUCAAUGGCAAGAAACACCAGAGGAAUCUGGGAAUGUCCAUGCGCGUAGAGCGAUCCUCAUUGGACCAGGUGAAGAAACGAUUUGAAGUUAACAAGAAGAAGAUUGAGGAGAAGCAGACGGAGUAUGAUUUUGAAGAGCGCAUGAAAGAGCUUCGAGAAGAGGAGGAGAAAGCAAAGGCUUACAAGAAGGAGAAGCAGAAGGAAAAGAAGCGCAAAGCAGAGGAGGAUCUUUUUGAGGAGGAUGAUGAAAUGGCUGCUGUGAUGGGAUUCUCGGGGUUUGGUUCAUCAAAGAAAGGCAAAUGACCUAAAGACUUUAUGCAUUUCUUUACACUCUACAACCUUUCCCUUUCAGCUGAUCAAAGUAAACUUUGCUGUCUGUAGUAUUCUAUCAGCCUGUUCCCAGAUGUGCUAAAGCCAGCUACUUGUUGUCAUGAGCACAACAAAAGGGUUGGCUAUAGAGCAAACUGUUCUGCCACCAGGUCGGUAGUCUAUGACUCAUCCCCAAAACCCCCCAUUCUAUUCCCAAACCAGCCUCCCAAAAAAACUAAACGCAUGCUGUACAUACAGUCUGAGGAGUCCCUGAAACUGCUAGGUUUGUGGUUGAUAUAAUGGGAUAACAUGUCAUAGUAAUACAAUUAGUAAUUUAUUGGGAAUUUUAUAUCUGAAUUUAGGGUAAAUGUCCACAGAUGUUUAAAAAUAAUAAUAACUUACAACAGGUUCCCAUUGACCUUGAAGAUUUCUUUGUGUGUUCAUUUGCCUACAUUCCACUAGUUGCACUACAUGUUUUUUCACGCAAAUAUAGUGGAUGUUUAUCUGCUAUCAAAUAUGUCAGUUAUUGGACAGUGCAUUUUAUUUUAUUUGACUUUAACUGUUCGGCCCCCAAAUAACAACCUCACAACUAAAUGCUUCCCUAAUAAAUUCCACCUAGAAACAUGGGG